This is a messenger RNA of Coprinopsis cinerea okayama7#130, 864 nucleotides long. RefSeq lists its product as hypothetical. Lineage: Eukaryota; Fungi; Basidiomycota; Agaricomycetes; Agaricales; Psathyrellaceae. Bases 1 to 864 code for a protein of 287 amino acids. The record is from RefSeq and is a predicted model, not a curated record. The transcript has 11 exons.
AUGAGCGUAUUGGAUUUCGAAUUCGAGGAACGAGGGUAUGACGCACAUCCGGACUCCUCGAUCGUACACAUAAGUGCCUACAAUCGCUCUACAAUUAGAUCGGAGGUUCACAUUGAGGCGCAGCAGCACGACACAAGCACGACAGUUGCGCGACAUGCCAGAUGGCAGGCCCUCGUGCCACGCCUCCCAAGCUUCAUCGAUUGUGCUUUGACUCCCUCGAGGAAAAUAAGAACGCAUUUCGGAAAGGCCUCUAGCCAAUCCCGUUCAUCCUUCAGUAACAGCCUCCUGACCCUUCUCCCUAAUUCUAUCCGAAAUUCGAUACGAGAGAACAUUGACAAUGAGACUAUCGAUCACCAUGUCCGUCUAGAAUCUAGAUUCAACAUGUCCUUAAAUGUAUCGCAUCCCGAAACACGACUUUGCCACGAGUUCAAGUACUGGGUGCUGGAAGGGCUAGUGCUACCUCGACGACACUGGCAGCGACGACGGCACACUAGCAACUUCUACGCCACCGGAAAACGCUUCAUUCCCGUUCGAGCAUGUUCUCAAUCUACUACCCUGAUCUGCACUGCUAACUUGACCGCCCUUCACGUACACCCUCAAUUACUAUAUCUCGCCGUGCAGCGUAUCGAAGCACAGCUGGGAGGCUCCUUAUCAGAUAAGAAUCUAUCUCACCAGACUGGGCUCGAUUCGAAAGAUCUUCCUGCCAAUAUUGAUAUGAUACUGGCCUUAAUGCUAUCGCUCACUACCAAAAACAUCACCCUCACUCGCUCACGCAAAUAUAAGCGCCCAAAACGCCAGCCGCCGGCGCCAAGUUCCAACACCCCAAAAGCACCUAGAGAGGAUCCCUCAAAUCCACCCUCCUGA